This is a messenger RNA of Grammomys surdaster, 2767 nucleotides long. It is a transcript of the gene Nufip2, whose product is annotated as nuclear FMR1 interacting protein 2. Bases 120 to 2201 code for a protein of 693 amino acids. Gene Ontology annotation, molecular function: RNA binding. The record is from RefSeq and is a predicted model, not a curated record. Gene Ontology annotation, cellular component: cytoplasmic stress granule; nucleoplasm. The transcript has 4 exons. Lineage: Eukaryota; Metazoa; Chordata; Mammalia; Rodentia; Muridae.
GCUUAACCAGUGCGCUGGCGAGACGAACUCAGAUAUACUGAGCGAGCGCGGAGAAGCAGUCUCAGAUCCUGACGGUGCAGCAGCCCGCAGCCUCAGCCAGGGAGUCCCAGCCGCUUUCAAUGGAGGAGAAGCCCGGCCAGCCACAGCCUCAGCACCAUCACAGCCACCACCAUCCGCACCAUCACCCCCAGCAGCAGCAGCAGCAGCAGUCGCACCACCACCACCAUUAUUAUUUCUACAACCACAGCCACAACCACCACCACCACCACCAUCACCAGCAGCCUCACCAAUACCUGCAGCAUGGAGCCGAGGGCAGCCCCAAGGCCCAGCCCAAGCCGCUGAAACAUGAGCAGAAACACACCCUCCAGCAGCACCAGGAAACGCCGAAGAAGAAAACAGGCUAUGGUGAAAUAAAUGGUAAUGCUGGAGAAAGAGAAAUAUCUUUAAAGAGCCUCAGUUCUGAUGAAGCUACCAACCCUAUUUCCAGGGUCCUCAAUGGCAACCAGCAAGUUGUAGACACGAGCCUGAAGCAGACUGUAAAGACCAGCACCUUUGGAAAAGCAGGAAUCAAAACCAAGAAUUUUAUUCAGAAAAACAGUAUGGACAAAAAGAAUGGGAAAUCUUAUGAAAAUAAAUCUGGAGAGACCCAGGCUAUAGAUAAGACCGAUACUAUAGCAAUUCCAAAUGGUGUUAUAACAAAUAGUUCAGGCUAUAUUGCUAAUGGUUAUAUGAGCAAAGGAGCAGAUAAUGAUGGUAGUGGAUCUGAGAGUGGAUAUACUACUCCUAAAAAAAGGAAAGCUAGGCGCAAUAGUGCCAAGGGUUGUGAGAACCUUAAUUUAGUGCAGGACAAGAUAAUGCAAGAGACUAGUGUCCCAGCGUUAAAACAGGGACUUGAAACUUUAAAGCCUGACUAUAGUGAACAAAAGGGAACUCGAGUAGAUGGUUCGAAGCCUAUUUGGAAAUAUGAAACUGGACCUGGAGGAACAAGUCGUGGAAAACCUGCUAUGGGUGACAUGCUUCGUAAAAGCUCAGAUAUUAAACCUGGUUUGAGUAGCAAAAAAUUUGAUGAUCGGCCUAAAGGAAAGCAUGCCUCAGCUGCUGCCUCCAAAGAGGACUCAUGGACCUUGUUUAAGCCACCCCCAGUUUUUCCAGUGGACAAUAGCAGUGCAAAAAUAGUUCCUAAAAUAAGUUAUGCAAGCAAAGUUAAGGAAAACCUCAACAAAACUGUACAGAACUCUUCUGUGUCACCAUCUUCAUCUUCUUCAUCAUCAUCAUCUACUGGGGAAACUCAGACCCAGUCUUCAAGUCGAUUAUCCCAGGUCCCCAUGUCAGCUCUGAAAUCUGUUACUUCUGCCAAUUUUUCUAAUGGGCCUGUUUUAGCAGGAACUGAUGGAAGUGUGUAUCCAUCUGGGGGUCAGCCACUGCUAACUACUGCUGCUAAUACUUUAACAUCCAUCUCUACUGGGACUGAUUCAGUUCUUCAGGACAUGAGUCUGACUUCAGCAGCUGUUGAACAAAUUAAGUCUAGCCUUUUUAUCUACCCUUCAAAUAUGCAAACAGUGCUGUUAAGUGCACAAGUAGAUCUGCCCUCCCAAACAGAUCAGCAAAACCUGGGGGAUAUAUUCCAGAAUCAGUGGGGUUUAUCAUUUAUAAAUGAACCCAGUGCUGGCCCAGAGACAGUUAUUGGAAAGUCAUCAGAUCAUAAAGUGAUGGAAGUGACAUUUCAAGGAGAAUAUCCUGCCACUUUGGUUUCACAGGGUGCUGAAAUAAUUCCCUCAGGAACUGAGCAUCCUGUGUUUCCCAAGGCUUAUGAGCUGGAAAAACGGACUAGUCCUCAAGUUCUGGGUAACAUUCUAAAACCUGGGACUACUGAGAGUGGAGCCUUAUCCUUGGAACCCAGUCAUAUAGGUGACCUGCAAAAAGCAGACACCAGUAGUCAAGGUGCUUUAGUGUUUCUCUCAAAGGACUACGAAAUAGAAAAUCAAAAUCCUCUGGCCUCUCCUACGAACACUUUGUUAGGCUCCGCCAAAGAACAGAGAUACCAGAGAGGCCUAGAAAGGAAUGAUAGCUGGGGUUCUUUUGACCUGAGGGCUGCUAUUGUAUAUCACACUAAAGAAAUGGAAUCUAUAUGGAAUUUGCAGAAGCAAGAUCCCAAAAGGAUAAUCACUUACAAUGAAGCCAUGGAUAGUCCAGAUCAAUGAAGGACCAGACUGCCUAUUUGUAACCUUUCUGCAGCAUUAGAGCCACCGUUCAUGUGGGACACAAGGCUUUUAUGCUCCUAGAUCUUCAACGCAGCAGAGGAACCAUAAGUAGAAUCACAGGAUAAUAUAUACAAAUAUAUAUAUAUACAUAUAUAUAUAUAUAUAGUUAUUUAAAAAAAGGCAACUGAAAGUAAUUAGACUUCUUAAGGAAUCAAAUUUAUUUCAAGAGACUACACAUGGUUAUUUAAUCUCCGGUACCGAAUAGUCUUUUCUUUAUUAUUUUGUUAGUUUUUGUUUUUAAGUGUGAAUGCAAGUGAUUAAUGAAUACAGACUGUUUAACAAGCGUGGUUCUAAAGUUCCUGCUGUCAUCUACUUGGGCAACAAAUGACCCACUGGAAAGGCAAAUCCACUUACUUCUAGGUAUCUGUACCUUGUUCUGUGACUAAAGUGAUACACUAAUCACGGGGAACCCAGAAUGAUUCGACAUUUUCCCCUACUCCACCCUUGGUCUUUUAGUUUUAUUUUGAGCCCUGCGAGAAUGCUGGAUAAAUGCCUUGAAGUUUGCA